AUGGCAUUCGGCCCUCCACCACUUUCAUCGUCUAAUGUCUCGUAUUCUACACAUGAUGCGGUACCUCACACUCCACUUGUCUCCGUAUUCUUUCCUCUGUUCAAGUCGAACCAUACCACACUAAGACCUUGGAAUACGCAGAAAUAUACAGGCGUCGUUAUUCGCUCUAGGAACAUAAUGCUUCUGCAAGGCUGCAAGGAGAUUUACGAGAAGAUACAUUCUUGGGGUCGCAACGACCGCCAUCACGGCCCACAACUACACACUGUAUGGGCUGCAAAGCUGAUCUCACUUGUCUCGGCUCUGUACAGUCUCGUUGCGAGAAAGGGACACAUGUCGCUCGGGAGGGCGAGUGCAGAUGAUAUCCAAAAAGGUCAAACGCUCAUCAACGAGCUCUUCCUCCUACAACCUUCAUGCUUCAUUUCUGUAUGGCAUUGCAAUUCUAAUGCUUCUGCUGCCCCACUACAUUCUGUUCCUCGGCACCGGAGGUUCGACCCGGAUGACCGCGACAAUCAAUGGUAUUACUUCCAAUCCUUUCCAGCACGGAAUGAAGGGGUAAAAUACGAGAAGUAUGAGACCGAACAUUGUAUUCGGAUUUUUGGAAGAAAGCAUGGUGGACGAGGAGGAGAGAGUCCUGUUGGUUGA
Fomitiporia mediterranea MF3/22 is the source of this 642-nucleotide messenger RNA. RefSeq lists its product as uncharacterized. The record is from RefSeq and is a predicted model, not a curated record. NCBI's taxonomy places the organism in Eukaryota, Fungi, Basidiomycota, Agaricomycetes, Hymenochaetales, Hymenochaetaceae. The coding region runs from base 1 to 642 and encodes 213 amino acids. The transcript is spliced from 3 exons.